AUGUUUCUGUUAUUAUCAACAGUAUCUGCCAUUUUGGCAAUAUGGUAUCUGAAAUUCCUUUGGGGGAGAAGGAAAAUGUAUAUUCAUUCAUGGAACACACCUGGCCCAUUUGCAUUUCCUCUUGUGGGAUGCUCAUAUCUGUUUCUAUCAGAUUUACAAGGAGCAAAUCGAAGGGUGAUUGAAUUAUUGAGAUUAUACCCAGGACUAAUGAGAUUAUGGCUAGGGCCAUACCUAAUAUAUAUCCCAACAAAACCUGAGUACGUCCAAAAACUCUUGAACAAUGUUUUAGAAAAACAAGAAACAAUUCGAUACAAUGAUUAUCCUGGAAGAACUGGCCUUAUUGCUGCUUCUGUUAAAGUAUGGAAACGACAUCGGAAGAUGAUAAUGCCAACCUUCAGCCAGAAGAUUCUGAAUUCAUUCAUGGAUAAAUUCAAUGAGAAAGCUCAGAUUCUGUGCAAACAAAUGGAUGAACAUGUGGGACAAAAAAAUGUGGACUUUUACGAUAUGAUUUCAAAAUGCACAUUGGAUAUAAUUUGCGAAACUGCCAUGGGGAUUGGAAUGAACACACAGACAAUACCUUCUGACUACGACUCGUCUAUGAAUAGGCUGAUAGAAUUGAUUUGCCUAAGAGCAAUGAACGUGAGGUAUCAUAUUGAAUUCAUUUGGAAAUUGUCUUCCGCUGGUAAAUCAUGGAAGAAGCCUUACGAAAUAUGCAGGAAUUUCACUUCCAAUGUCAUAAAGAAAAAAAUUGAGGAACAUACGUGUAACUCCAAAGAGACUGUUGUUGAGACCAGAAGAACUGAACCAUUCUUAGAUUACCUAGUGAAGACGGAAAGUUUCACAGAACAAGAACUGUGCGAUGAGGUUAACACAGUAUUAGCUGCAGGAACGGAAACUUCAGCAAGAACUGUGCUAUCUAUGAUGAUGGCUUUGGGAGUAUACCAAGAUAUUCAGGAGAAAGUAUACGAAGAGGUGAUGGAAGUUUUAGGACCGGAUCGCCAAGUGGAGCCACAAGAUAUCUCGAGAAUGAAAUACACAGAUAGGGCAGUGAAAGAAACUCUGAGGAUAUUUCCAACGGCACCAGUGACUGUGAGAACUGUCGAAACUGACCUUCGUUUAGAUGAGAAGUAUUUGAUUCCUGAAGGUUCGAUAAUUUUCAUCUUGUUAACGGCCCUCCACAGAGAUCCUAACUACUGGCCAGAUCCCUUCAAAUUCGAUCCUGACCGUUUUCUACCAGAGAACAUAGCGAAAAGACAUGCAGGCAGUUAUUUGCCUUUCAUGAGUGGACCCAGAAACUGCAUAGGCGGUGGUUUUGCCAUCAUGAGUAUAAUAACAAUUAUUGCCCAUCUGACGCGAAAGUACAGAUUCUUCACGGAAUACAAAACUUUGGAAGAAAUUGAAGUGCUUCCGUUGCUGUCACUCAAGCUGGUGAAUGGUUCCAAAUUGUGGAUUGAAAGAAGAUGA
Molecule: messenger RNA, 1464 nt
Organism: Phaedon cochleariae (mustard beetle)
Lineage: Eukaryota; Metazoa; Arthropoda; Insecta; Coleoptera; Chrysomelidae
Source: the annotation of a GenBank genome assembly